Molecule: messenger RNA, 2071 nt
Organism: Morone saxatilis (striped sea-bass)
Lineage: Eukaryota; Metazoa; Chordata; Actinopteri; Moronidae
Gene: pnpo
Product: pyridoxamine 5'-phosphate oxidase
Exons: 7
Coding region: 16-849 (277 amino acids)
Biological process (GO): pyridoxine biosynthetic process; pyridoxal 5'-phosphate biosynthetic process
Molecular function (GO): pyridoxamine phosphate oxidase activity; FMN binding
Source: RefSeq, a predicted model, not a curated record
CGUCAGUUUACAAGCAUGAGGCGCAAACUCAGUACGAUUUUAUUAAAGCAUAUCGGCGUAUUUAGCAGAAACCGUCCGUCUCAUGUCUCUUUCACGGCGGGUCAACAAAGCGGGUCUGCACUGAAUUUAUACAGGAAAUCAACGAGUGACCGUUCAAACAUGGACCUGAGUGACAUGAGGAAGAAAUACAAAGGAGAUGAGGACUGCUUUGAGGAGAGCCAGCUUGCAUCUCUGGACCCAAUCAAACAGUUUGGAAACUGGUUUGAUGAAGCCACAAAGUGUCCUGAAAUUGGAGAGGCGAAUGCUAUGUGCAUUGCCACUGCCAGCAAAGACGGACGUCCAUCAGCUCGUAUGGUCCUCCUGAAAGGUUACAGCAGUGAAGGUUUCAGAUUCUUUACCAACUACGAGAGCCGGAAGGGUUCUGAGCUGGAGAGCAAUCCGUAUGCAUGUCUGGUCUUCUACUGGGAACCUCUCAACAGACAGAUUCGCAUUGAGGGCGAUGUAGAGCGAAUCCCCUUCCAGACCUCCAAAGAAUACUUCCACUCCCGACCAAAGAGCAGCCAGAUCGGGGCUGUCGUGAGCCGACAAAGCACUCCGGUUCCUAACAGAGAUUAUCUAAGGCAGAAAAAUGCAGAACUUGAGGAGAAGUACAAGGACACAGAGGUGCCUAUGCCUGAUUACUGGGGCGGCUACAUCGUCAAGCCUUACCUGAUCGAGUUCUGGCAGGGUCAGACCAACAGACUUCACGACCGCAUCGUCUUCACCAAGUCGAAGGAUGGGGAGUCUGAGCUGGGAGAGUUUCAGCACGCUGCCGAGGGAGGCUGGGUGUACCAGCGGCUGUCCCCAUGAGACGAACCUCAACAGGGAGUUCAUCUCAUCACUGAUUUAAAAACUUUAUCUCACUUGAAGCUCAUCUAUAGGUACUGAUGGAAAACCAUUUGAUGUUGAUUGAAUAGGCGUUACUGUGUGUAGGAUUUACCAACAAGCCUAACGUCAUCGUGUUGUCUCUGAACCGAACCCUGAACAGUCCUUGAUGUCACUACACAGUUUUUUCAGAGGUGUGACACAACCUGACUGUACUGUACAACCUUAACCUUUUCCCCACAUUACGAAAUGAGAAGACGCUGUGCGGAUACAGAAAGUACACUGACCGACACGGUAGAGCAAACUGCUCCUCGUCUGGUCAAACAAUGAUUGACGGUGACGUUGGUUAUUCAGCGUUGUUGCUGUUAACCUUUAGGACGUAGAAACUGUGUCUUAUUUCUUGAAAAAGCACAAUCUGUACCACUGACUGUCCACUUGUCAUCAGUACUUAGUAGCAGAGUGUGGUCCAUUUUCAGUGUUAAAAUAAGAGCCAACGUUUGAUUUUACACGUCCGUAAUCUCCAAGAAGGUUUACUAGAACUACAAUAUGUAAUUUUGCACUAAUUUCAGAGGAAAUAGCCAGUUGUUUGAGUUUAGUUGGUUAUGUUGAGUUUAAACCUAAAUAAAAACACAGUAUUAAUAAUAAAUCAAUAAAAAACACCCCUUAAUGUAAUGUAGUCCAGUACAACAUCACCUUUAACUAUAAACUCAGUAAUAAACAACCAAUCAUUGAUUUGAAAUUGAAUUAUUUGUUACUGUCAACUCAAUUUUUGUUAAAACUAAGAUUAUCUAGGUUAUGUUAGCAAUAGUUAAUUAACUGGAAGUGUAUUUAACAAAUUAACACUGUCUUUAUUUUCCUUAUAAUUAGUACUAGAUUACCUAUAAAAAUGUGAAUUUACAGUUACAUACCAAUGUCUUUCUAGGAGAUUAUACUACAGAACCCAUAAAAUCACCACAUACAGCCCAACUCUAUCUUUAAUUCAUUAUGAAUGGAUCGCAGAGGUCUUAAAUCAAGACAUCGGCUCUACCUGCCUUUUAAUAAUGAGAUUUAAAAGAGCUGAUGAUUUGAACUGUGCCAACUACGAUGUGUAUUGUGUGAGUCUUGUACUGAUUGAGAAUGAGUUUGUUGUUGUUUAUUGUUUACUGAAUGUUAUUUUGACUUGAAUUAACUGUGGAAUAGAGCCAAUAAUAAAAAGUUUAAUUUGUAA